GCACACAGUUCUCGCAAGGAACCGAAAACAGAGAGGCAAGAAAAAGAAAACGGAAAACCCCCCGCCCAGCCCAACCACUUCACUCCUCCCACUCCAGUACUCGACUCCACCACACUCCAGUCCAGUCCAGUACACUCCGCACACGCGUGCCACAGGGAUCAUGCGAAGCCUCAAGAACGUCGCCUCCUCCUCCUCUAGCGGCGUCUCUCGGUUGUAGGAGACGCUCGUCGUCUUUGGACGGAUCGGAGCUUGGGGGAGGAAGGCGACAACCAUGGUGCCGAUGGUCCUGGGUCACAAGACGGGCGGCCACACCGACGACGCCAAGUGCCAUCACCGGAGGCACAGCACCGAGCAACCCCACCUCUCCCCAUUACCCUUCCCCCGGCCACCCCUCUCCUCCUGAUCAUCACGCCUUUCUCUGCUUCUUCCAUUUGAUCUUUGUGACAACGUCGUCCUCCUCCCGCUACUCUUCGAAUCUUUUGUGAAUUUCACGUCGUGAGACAGUAGGGAUUGAAGCAUGAGAAGUCCAGCAGCGCUUCUCCCGGUGGUUGCAGAUGGUGGUGGUGGUGUUGGGGUGGAGGAGGAGAUGGAUGUGGACGAGGACAUGGCGAUGUGCGGCGGCCGCGGCGGCGGCGGCGGGGAGAAGAAGCGGCGGCUGAGCGUGGAGCAGGUGCGCGCGCUGGAGCGGAGCUUCGAGACGGAGAACAAGCUGGAGCCGGAGCGGAAGGCGCGGCUGGCGCGCGACCUCGGGCUGCAGCCGCGCCAGGUCGCCGUCUGGUUCCAGAACCGCCGCGCGCGGUGGAAGACCAAGCAGCUCGAGCGCGACUACGCCGCGCUCCGCCAAUCCUACGACGCGCUCCGCGCCGACCACGACGCGCUUCGCCGCGACAAGGACGCCCUCCUCGCCGAGAUCAAGGAGCUGAAGGGGAAGCUCGGCGACGAGGACGCCGCGGCGAGCUUCUCGUCGGUGAAGGAGGAGGAGGACCCGGCGGCGUCCGACGCCGACCCCCCGGCCACCGGCGCGCCGCAGGGCUCGUCCGAGAGCGACUCGAGCGCGGUGCUGAACGACGCGGAGAUCCUUCCACACAAGCCAGCGCCGGCGGCCGCCGCCGACGCCGCGGCCUCGGAGGAGACGGAGGCGGUGGUGACCGGCGCCGCGCUGCUCCACCACGCCGAGGUGUUCUUCCACGGGCAGCUUCUCAAGGUGGACGACGACGAGGCGGCGUUCCUAGGCGACGACGGCGCGGCGUGCGGCGGCUUCUUCGCCGACGAGCAUCUCCCGUCGCUGCCGUGGUGGGCCGAGCCCACCGAGCAAUGGACGACCUAGCUAGCCGCGAAAACUUUGCUUACUUGGCUGGGGCGAAUAAACAAUUCCGUAGGGGGUUUUCUGCAAAUUUUUGUAAAAUGAAAUUGUACCUAGUCCUUUUUUGUCAAAAUCCUCCCCCUCUAGUACGUGGGCCACGUGGCCGGUGAGCUAGAAAUGGCACUCCUGGCUUUCUCUGGCUCAAGCAGCGAACGAUGCAGAAAGGGGAGCCAAGGGAGAUUCGUGGGAAACGCAGGGGAAAUUCCGCAAAAGUAGCGGGAGAGAAAAAAGUGACAGUAGUGUACUCCGUAGUGUGGAGGAAGGCAACGGCGGCAGCGCUGGAGGGAACAGUGUCGCUGUCGGUGGGCCCGGCGCCACGUGAAAAGCAGACUUGUCGCUGACAGCGAUUCCUGGCGUCUGCCUAGUGUGUCUACGCAAAAAGCCUUGCCACACUUGCCCUCCUUUCCUGGCCACAAGAGUGUAGUUCCUCUCACAAGUUCUUUUGUUUGUGAAUUUUUUUUUGCAAAACCAUCUAAAAUAUCAAUAAAAAAAAUCCGAUUUGGCACAAACAAAA
Messenger RNA from Oryza sativa Japonica Group (Japanese rice), 1877 nucleotides. The record is from RefSeq and is a predicted model, not a curated record. Lineage: Eukaryota; Viridiplantae; Streptophyta; Magnoliopsida; Poales; Poaceae.